GCGACAACCAAGUUCAUCAAUUUUCUCUCUCCCCAAACACUCUCUAGCUCCUUCUGUGCCCUCGAGACCAUUUUUCUUGCUCUCGAGGCCAGUUUUUCCCGAGCUAGAAAGUUCAAAUUUCAUCCAACCAGCAUGGCCGAUAGGAUGCGCCUCGCCGUCGGAGUAAUGGGGAAUGCGGCUUCUUUGUUACUCUACAGCUCACCCAUAUUAACCUUUGCGAGGGUGAUAAGGAAGAAGAGCACUGAGGACUUCUCGUGCGUGCCUUACGUGAUUGCACUACUGAACUGCCUCGUGAUAACUUGGUAUGCCCUGCCUAUUGUGAGCACCGGGUGGGAAAAUUUUCCAGUGGCCUCCAUCAAUGGCUUGGGGAUUGUUCUUGAGCUCUCCUUCGUUGUCGUAUACUUCUGGUUUUCUUCAUCUAAACAAGCGAAGAUGAAGGUUGCAGCCAUGGUGCUUCCUGCUAUCUUCUUGUUUUGUGCCACUGUGAUUAUCUCGGUUUAUGUUCUUCAUGAUCAUCGCCAUCGCAAAAUGUUCGUUGGAAGUUUGGGAAUUGCAGCGGCUAUAGCAUUGUAUGCUGCCCCCUUGGUUGUUGUGAAAAAAGUGAUACGAACGAAGAGCGUGGAAUUCAUGCCGUUCCACUUAUCUCUAGCCUCCUUCCUCUCCAGUUGUCUUUGGUUGAUUUACGGAUUACUCAGCCGUGAUAUGUUCCUUACGUCUCCGAAUAUCGUUGGCUGCCCGUUGGGAAUCCUACAACUGCUGGUGUACUGGAAGUACAGGAAGGCGGAUGUGGUUGAAGAACCUAAUAAAUGGGACUUGGAGAAGAAGGGCGACAACUCUAAACAACUUCAGCUUGUCAUUAGCGACGAUAAUGCUGCUAAGAUCUGAUGAUGAUAAAAUUCACAUCAAGGGGAGCUUCCAUCUCAAUGGGCAAUAAGAACUUCUCCUCUGUUUUGCCUUUAUUUUUCAUCCUUUUUGUUCUCGAAACAUUAAAAAGUGGUUAUCUUUAUGUAAUACUUGAUCUUGAAUGUGGUAAUUUUUAUGUUAAAUGAAUCAUUUUAAUAUAACUGCA
This is a messenger RNA of Malania oleifera, 1069 nucleotides long. Its product is annotated as bidirectional sugar transporter SWEET3b. Gene Ontology annotation, molecular function: sugar transmembrane transporter activity. Gene Ontology annotation, cellular component: membrane. Lineage: Eukaryota; Viridiplantae; Streptophyta; Magnoliopsida; Santalales; Ximeniaceae. The transcript has 7 exons. The coding region runs from base 133 to 885 and encodes 250 amino acids. The record is from RefSeq and is a predicted model, not a curated record. Gene Ontology annotation, biological process: carbohydrate transport.